CGUGAGCGGUCUGCAUCGUGACGUGCCAUCAGCUGACUGCAGUCCUGAGGAAGAAGAAGAAGAUAAAUCGUCGGUCGACCUUCAUCAGUCGGUGAAUCUUUCCGCUGUUUCCUUCAACAUGGCGAGUCAGUCUCAGGGCAUCCAGCAGCUGCUGCAGGCAGAGAAGAGAGCCGCCGAGAAGGUGGCUGAAGCCCGCAAGCGUAAGAACCGCCGUCUGAAGCAGGCUAAAGAAGAAGCUCAGGCUGAGAUAGAACAGUAUCGUCUGCAGAGAGAGAAAGAGUUCAAGACCAAAGAGGCCGCUGCACUUGGUUCCCAUGGUAACAGCGCGGUGGAGGUGGACAGGGACACGGUCGAGCGGAUGGGUCGUAUCCAGAACAGUUACCGUGGUAACAGGGAGACAGUGUUGGGCGAGCUGCUGCGGCACGUCUGUGACAUCCAGCCAGAGUUUCACGCCAACUACCGUGUGGCUGGCUGAGGGGGCGGAGCCAUUCAUGUAAACAAGCGGUGGAGUUAAGGCGGUAGGGGGCGGGGUAAACAGAGACGUGGAUGUUAGCAACACUAGCUCGGUUAGCUUCUGUCACAGCAAAAACAGUUCCUUUUUAUUUCAAGUUUUUUUGUGGCUGAAACUUAAACAUACAGAGCUUUUAUUUUGAAGUUGCAUUCUUCCUGUUUCCUGCUCCAAAAAUAAAAAAAACAGUAAAUGUUG
Labrus bergylta (ballan wrasse) is the source of this 706-nucleotide messenger RNA. It is a transcript of the gene atp6v1g1, whose product is annotated as ATPase H+ transporting V1 subunit G1. Gene Ontology annotation, biological process: proton transmembrane transport. The record is from RefSeq and is a predicted model, not a curated record. Gene Ontology annotation, cellular component: vacuolar proton-transporting V-type ATPase complex. Gene Ontology annotation, molecular function: proton-transporting ATPase activity, rotational mechanism. NCBI's taxonomy places the organism in Eukaryota, Metazoa, Chordata, Actinopteri, Labriformes, Labridae.